AUGUCAUUCAUUGUCGCAUAUCGCAGGCCCAAGGCGAAACUUGAACGCCCACGGAGCAAUAGCUCUCCUGCUCAGAGCGACUCUCCGGGCCCUCUUUCUAGAGCGAAGAAUGUCAUGCUAUUGACUUACGACGAUUUACCAGAUUGGUAUCGAGACAACAAGUUCACGAGGUCAGGCUAUCGACCCGCUUCAAAUUCGUGGCACACUUGCGCCCAGUCUCUGGGCCAUCUUCACAACGAAACCGUCAAUAUCUAUACACAUCUCAUUCCAGCUAUCUGCCUGUUGUUUGGGCAGGUAGCAGUCUACAACACUAUCGCUUAUGCUUACCCCGAAUCUUCUAUUCUUGAUCGGGUGGUUUUCGGCUGCAAUCUUGGAGCGGCGACGAUAACGAUGACCCUAAGUGCGUUGUACCACACUCUGAUGAACCAUUCAUCUCUCUCCAAUUUGAUGCUCCGAAUCGAUUACGUUGGGAUCUUGACUCUGAUACUCGGGAGCUUCUUCUCUGGAAUCUAUGUUGGCUUUUAUUGCGAACCUAUUCUCCAAUAUACCUACUGGACAAUGAUAAUUAGCCUGAGCAUCACCACUUCAACACUGGUCCUGCAUCCGAGACUCCAAGGCCUCAAAUACCGUGUUCUUCGGACUUGGGCAUUUAUUGCAACUGCACUGUCAGGGUUUGCACCCAUUAUACAUGGCAUUUUCCUAUAUGGAUGGAAGCAGAUGUGGAUUCGCUCCGGCAUGCCCUACUAUUUCCUUGAAGGCAUCGUUUACGGCAUGGGAGCUUUCUUCUUCGUCACCCGCAUUCCAGAGUCUAUAUGGCCUGGGAAAUUUGAUAUCUGGUUUGCUUCGCACCAGAUAUUUCACGUUUUUGUUGUCCUCGCAAGCUCCGUUCACCUCUACGGAGUCUGGGUCGCCUAUAGCUGGAAUUACGAGCAUCAGCGGACUUGUACAACGAAGAUUUGA
This is a messenger RNA of Exophiala aquamarina CBS 119918, 960 nucleotides long. RefSeq lists its product as uncharacterized. Gene Ontology annotation, molecular function: signaling receptor activity. The record is from RefSeq and is a predicted model, not a curated record. The transcript has a single exon. Gene Ontology annotation, cellular component: membrane. Bases 1 to 960 code for a protein of 319 amino acids. NCBI's taxonomy places the organism in Eukaryota, Fungi, Ascomycota, Eurotiomycetes, Chaetothyriales, Herpotrichiellaceae.